AUGCCAAGAUGGCAGUUGUCGUGCGCAUGCGCAGUACGAAUUUGGAGCUGAGUCUCAAUUUAAUUUGCAAGUGGUCGACAGUAGAGGUGCGGCACUCUUUCAUCCAUGAUCCCGCACCCCUGGUGCAGGUAGGACCUUCUCCUUUCUCUGCAACAGGCCACAUUUUAAGUUCGAAAAUGUCAGAGUUGGCCGAAGGAGCCAUGACUAUGGAAGAAGAGCGGGAAAUGGAUGACAAAGUUGUCAGUACAGAGAAAGCAGAAGAAGCCAAGAUAAAGGUCAUGCAUCCCAAUCUUGGAGCUAGACCGGGAGGUUCAGAUUUUCUGAGAAAACGACUUCAGAAAGGGCUAAAGUAUUUUGAUUCUGGCGAUUACAACAUGGCCAAGGCCAAAAUGAAGAAUAAACACUUGCCAUUAGCCCCAACAGAGAAGGCUCAGAUCACAGGUGGUCACAUCCCGACACCUCAGGACCUGCCUCAGAGAAAGACCUCUAUUGCGACAAGCAAACUGGCUGAGCGAUGAGUGUUUUUGUAGCUUUAUUAUAGCUCGGUAUAGCUCGUUUGGUAGAGCGGCCGUGCCAGCAACUUGAUGGUUCCAGGUUCGUUUCCCGCUUUGGCCAUCCUAGUCACUGCCGUUGUGUACUUGGGCAAGACACUUUACCCACCUGCUCCCAGGGCCACCCACACUGGUUUAAAUGGAACUUCGAUAUUGGGUUUCACUAUGUAAAGCGCUUUGAGUCACUAGAGAAAAGCGCUAUAUAUAAAUAUAAUUCACUUAUUACCGUUCUAACCACUCAGUAUAAGCUACUUGCUUUCAACAUUUCCAUUGUUUUUACCCCAGAAUGCAUCCUUUUUGAAAAAGUUCCAAACCACACACACAACAGAGAGAAAUGGCCACUCAGACACCAAAUUUAGACUUUUGUCAUCCAGCACACAAAUUCAAAAAUGUUUUUCAAGCUCAUACAAUGUAAUUUGAUUCAUAUGUUUGCUUGCACUUGAAACGAGGACGGAAUGUGUGCUGCCUUAUUUUGGCAUAGUAUUUUGACCAAUAAAAUACAAUAGUAGUAAAAAAUAUAUACCCCUUGUUGAAUAUAAGUGCAGUUGUCCUCACUUUUGCUUAUACAAUAGUAGCAUUGUGUCACAAUACUUAAUAUAGGGAACAUAUAAUCUACAUUCAAUUUGCUCAGUUACAUUUUUUAAGAAAUGAUGUUCACGUGUUGGAAAAAUGUUAGUUCAAAUGGCCUUCAUUUUUUCUGGCAAGCCCACUUAAAAUGUUCAUGUACGCUUCCAAAGUACUUACAAUCUGUUUGUUGAUAGAAUUUUAAUGGCUGUCAAUGACUGUGGUUUCCAUCUCAUCCUGACUUCUGCUCCAGAAUGGCCUUAAAUGACGUGAACCAAUGUUCUUCAGCAAUAUUUGCUAUAAGUAAGACUUGUGUAUCUAGCCACUGGUUCACAUGAAUUGUUAAGGAUUUUAAUGGAAGGAAACCUCCUGUAUGUGUCUGGGGUAUGCAUGUGCAGCCAUCACUGUGCCAUUUGUUUUGUAAAUAAAAUAGUUUUGCAUUAUA
Messenger RNA from Nerophis ophidion (straightnose pipefish), 1560 nucleotides. RefSeq names its product cAMP-regulated phosphoprotein 19-like. Gene Ontology annotation, molecular function: protein phosphatase inhibitor activity. NCBI's taxonomy places the organism in Eukaryota, Metazoa, Chordata, Actinopteri, Syngnathiformes, Syngnathidae. The transcript has 3 exons. The record is from RefSeq and is a predicted model, not a curated record. Gene Ontology annotation, cellular component: cytoplasm. Bases 9 to 518 code for a protein of 169 amino acids.